This is a messenger RNA of Engraulis encrasicolus (European anchovy), 9808 nucleotides long. RefSeq lists its product as uncharacterized. The transcript has 78 exons. Lineage: Eukaryota; Metazoa; Chordata; Actinopteri; Clupeiformes; Engraulidae. Bases 133 to 9108 code for a protein of 2991 amino acids. Gene Ontology annotation, biological process: cell-matrix adhesion. Gene Ontology annotation, cellular component: cell surface. The record is from RefSeq and is a predicted model, not a curated record.
GUCAUAUUUCCCACAGUCUGGUGCAAGCACAGCACCACAGCACUUUACACAGACCGCUCUCCCUACCCUAGACGUAUUUCUCACACAGUAUAACCAGUAAGGCCUGAUGAGAAGGGUCUCUUUAGUGCCUUCAUGAAACCCCAGCACGUCUUCCUGCUCCUGUAUUGGGUAUCACAAUCAGGUGUUGUCUCCGUAGAAGCCAAAAACAAUACCUGCGACCCAGCCAAAGAGCACUGUUACGAUGUAUCGGACUCUACCUCCCAGUUCCUGCAGUGUGCAGGGGUUCCCUCCGGGCCCCUCGCCGACCGCCAGCACAUGCACAACCUAGUACGACUGGUGGACGCCACCCUGGACGUCUACUCAUUCAUGAGGUCGGCUCUGAGCCAGGGCCCGGCACUGGAGCUGUCCGGUGGCAUCCAGGUGACACCGCUGGGCCUGGUGAGCGAGGCGGACGUGCUGAAGGUGUGGCUGGAGGUCAAGAUGAAGCCCCUCCUCUCCUCCGUCUCACAGCAAUUCCUGCGUUGCCUCGGAAACAAGAACCUCAGCUGCGAAGCCUACCACACUGUGGUGGAGGAGCUGAGUCAUCACUUCUCUGGCAUGGACACUUUUCGGCAGAAAUGGAUCUACAUGUUCUUCAUGUACCCCUUCCUGUCCGACAACAGAACAGCUGGCUGCAUGCACUUGAGUAACAGCAGUGAGGACUGGCUGAUGAGGAACUUUGGCUCUUUCUCUGUCAUGGCCACCAUGAAGGACCUGUCAUCACUUAACAUGGUCUUCAGCGGGCUGGACGUGUUGCACCUGUUGACGCCGGAGCAGAGGGCAGAGCUGCUGCUUCAGCCUGGGGUGGCCGGGCUGGACCACGGAGUCCUGAGCCUGGUCUUCAACAACCUGCUGGAGCCCAUCAGGCCUCGACCUCCUCAUCCACCUCGUCCUGGGCCUCCCCAUCCCCCAAGUGCCACCGGUGCUCCAGUCACCAUGGACCCCAAUACCACUGCCCCCUACGGUUAUAGCCACAGCAUGGGACCCUAUAACCCCACGACAUACUACACACCACCUCAUAUGGAAACCCUUACACAGAUGGCGAAUGGAUUCAUGUCUGUGAUGAAACCUGCACAUAGUUUUGCCAGACACCUGGUUGACUUCACAAAUGAGAACGACCUGACCACCAUGCGUAGUGCCACUCUGAUCCAGGCCAUGAUAAACUGGACCUUAGCAGAACUGGCUGCUCCCUACAAGAACCAAACCCAACCGGACCAGAGCCAGGUCUCCUUUGACCCCCUGGACAUCAACGACUGGUUCGAGCACGCCGUGGUUCCCGUUCUGAGACGCUAUCUGCCUCACAACCAGACGCAGAUCCCGGAGAACAUCACUCUAGUGUUCCACAGCCUAUUCCAUAUUCAGAACGGUUUGGACAUCGGCUCAGACGAGAGUGACGUGGGUUAUGAUAUCUGCAGCCUAAGUAUCGAUGACCGUUCAUGUGCUCUAACUGAUGCAGUGGAGGAGGUGGCUCGUGUGAUGCACUGUGCAGCGAAGACCAACCUGAGUCUGACUGAGGAGACCUUCUUCAAACUAGUGAUGGAGCUCGCUUCUCCUGUUGAGUCACUCCUGGGCCAGCUCUCUCAAAUGGACUUCAGUUCUCCUGACUCGCCGUUCGCUGGCAUCCUCUCGGGUCCAAUGACGCAGGAGAACCACGGAGACGUGUCCUUCAUCAAGCUCUGGUUCCAGAUCAGGCUGAGACCUCUGCUGCCCUCCAUCACGCCAGAGUACCUGUCCUGCCUCAGUGGCAAGCCCUUCACCUGCGAAGUCUACCAAGAACUUGUGAAGGCCCUGGGUGAGCACAUGGACGACAUGCAUGAGGGAGGAGCUGAGAUGGUGCUGCAGCACUUCCUCAUUCCCUACCUGGCCAACCCCAACAGCACAGAGCCUGGGUGUGUGGCGUCGUCUCAUGGCAGUGCUGAUUGGAUGGUGAAGAACCUGGGCCACUUUGCCCCCAUGGCUGAACUGACUGACCUGUACAUGAUCAAUCCCAUCUUCUCUGCUAUGGAGGUGAUGGGGAUGCUGUCCCCCAGGCAGAUGGCAGAGCUGAUGGUGGCUCCCCUCCCCCGGCUGCCCCCUAAACAGGAGCUGGUGGACCGCGUCUUUGAUCACCUGCUCACAGACCCUGUGGAGAGGGAUCUACCCCAAGUGCUCAACCACCUCGUGAGAUUCAGUCAUGACAUGGACAUGGACUGUGAGACCUACCAGAUCAUAGUUCGAAAGCUGCAUGAUAUUCAGUUUCACAUGGAAUCCGAGAUCUUGGCAGCAAUUAACAAUCUAAGGCAACCUACAGAUUGUUCAAUGCCAGUGUUUGCCCAGUGUCCAGAGAUAUUCUUCAAUGAAAGCAGAAUCUGUGCAGGAGUUAACAGCUCUGAGCUGGAGCACUACCUGAGGGAAGGGAAGGCUCCCUGUAAUUACACCCUGACAGAGUAUGCCUGCUCACAGCUGACCAACUUCACUGCCCAUAACUUGGCCCACCUGCUGGUCUGCAAGCUGUCCAGCAACAUGACUCACUCCAGGGAGACCUGGAAGCUGCUCCUCACCAAAACAUCUGAUGUUCUGGACGAAGCUCUUGUGAUGUUCUCACAUAUGGUCUCCAACAUGUCCCUGACAGUUGGUGGUCCAUCUGUGACAAAUCUACUGGACGUGCUUGGAGACGUUCUAUUGGACAGGUUUGAUGAAGAGGUGUGGAGCAACAUUUCGUUUGUCUCCGGCCUGUUUGGUGAAAGCCUGAGACCGUUCCUACCCUUCGCCUCAAGUGGCUUUCUGCGGUGCAUCAGCAGCAAUCUCACCUGUGAAACUUACCAGUACUUAGUGCGAGAACUCAGCCAGCAGUUUGACCACAUUCCUAGGCCACACAGAGUUGUCUUUCUUGACAACUUCAUCAAACCGUUCCUGACUAAAAUAACAACAGAGAGUAACAUGACAAAGUGUGAGCGAGAAAGACACAACGCUUCUGGCUUAAUCGGAGCCUUCGUGCCUCAGUGUGAUGAGCAGGGUCGGUUCCGGCCGCUCCAGUGCUCCGGGUCUACGGGUUACUGCUGGUGUGUGAACAGCCAGGGACAGGAGAUAAACGGCACCCAGGUGCCCCCUGGGUCACCCAAACCAAACUGCUCUGAUCCAGUUGCAGCCUGCUACUCUAAUAACAGUGCGGAAUGGCUCCUCAACAACUUUGGACGAUUCUCCAUCUUGGUGCCUCUCCAGGAUCUCUUCACUCUCAACAAGAUGUUUGAUCCACUGCAAGCGCUGGCCGUCCUCUCUCCUCUCCAGAUGGCUGAGCUGAUGGUGCAGCAUCGCUUCCCUGGUCUCCCAUCUCGGACAGUGGCCAUCAAUGCUGUGUUUGAUUACUUGACCACCAAUGGACAAAAGCUUCCAGAGGUCCUCCAUCAUCUGGUUGUACUCGCCAGACAGAUCAUGAUACCUUGUGAAAGCUAUGAAACACUUUUUCUGCGGCUGUAUCAGAUCUUGCCCUAUGAGCCUCGCCAGACUGAACCGCUAAUCUGGGCCACCAUAGACGACCUCAUGCAGACAGCACCCAGAGACUGCCUUCCCGUGGACUUGAUUUGUCCGAUCACCCCAUUUAAUGACACAACAGUUUGCCACGAUGUUGACAGUUCUGUGCUACAGAGCCACCUGGUGGCUGGGAGUGGAAUGGCAAUGUGCAACUUCAGUGUGGAACAGUACGCUUGUGCUGAUCUGGGAAAUGUAUCUGCUGAGUAUCUGGCCUCCCUGCUGAAGUGUAAGCUGUCUAGCGACAUGGCCGUCUCCAAGGAGGCGUGGAAGCUGCUCCUCACCAAAGCCUCUGCCGUGCUGGACCAGGCUCUCAGCAUCCUCGCAAACAUGUCGGUGGCGUUGAACGGUCCGUCGGUCCCUCUUGUUCUGGACGUGAUCAGGGAAAUGCGUUUGGACCUGCUGGACCCGCAGGAGCUGAACCAUAUGGGUGUGCUCUCAUCCUGGCUUGGCGGCCAUCUUGGAGCCUUCCUGCCAUCGGCUUCGGGCAUCUUCCUGAAAUGCCUCGGCAGCAGACCCCUCAGCUGCGCCACCUACCAGCAUGUGAUGAGCCAGUUCAGCCAUGUCUUCAGUCAGAUGGACGAUGGCCACAGAAAGAUGGUGCUGAAAUACUUUAUCCGUCCCUUCCUGUCCAGUAACACAACAGACGGGUGUGCCUCCAACGACAGUGCAGUCUGGCUGCAGGAAAACUUUGGCCCGUUCUCCGUGUUCACACAAGUUGCUGAGCUGGUCUCCCUCAACCCACAGUUCAACCCUGUAGUGGUGGUGGAGGUGUUGUCUCCUCAGCAGGUGGCUGAGCUGUUGGUGGUGCCCGUGCCCGGCCUGCCUGACAAGGAGCAGGUCAUCAACAGCGUCUUCGACCACCUGCAGAAUGACCGCCUGCCUCAGGUGUUGGAGAAUGUGACCGCCCUUACCACAACGGUUCCGCUGGAUUGCAUAUCAUACCAGACCUUGUUUAACCGCAUGGAUCAGCUGAUUCCUGUUGUGUCAGUAGGGGUGGAGAUGGCCAUCACCUCAACCAAGACUACACUCCUUACCAGAGUACCGCCAGGUUGCGUAAUCUACAGUGGAGAGUGCAAUGUCACUCCAGUCAAUGAGACUGAGAUCUGCCACAGUGUCGACAGCGCUGGUCUUCAGAAUCUCCUGGACAACCACCAGAUAUCCUCCUCUUUAUGCUCCUUCAACAUCUCACAAUAUGCCUGCGCUGAGCUGUCCGCUUUGACGUCUGAGGAGCUGGUGACGCUGUUGAAUUGUAAGAUGAGUGAGGAUCAUCCCAAGGCAACCUGGAAGCUGUUCAUCACCAAAACCAACCACAUCCUGGGUCACGCCCUCGACCUCUUCUCAAACACAUCUCUGUCUGCCGGUGCUGCUGUGCCCCACGUCUUGGAUGCCAUUGCAGAGUUCUCUUUCAGCAGUUUCAGCACUGAGCAUGUGCAGGACGCGUCCUACGUGCAGCGCUGGUUACAGACGCGUCUGCGGCCCUUCCUGCCGUUCGUCACCCCAUCCUUCCUGUCCUGCCUUGCCACCAAGAACUUCACCUGCCAAACCUUCCAGACUGUUGUGCAGGCUAUGGGACAGCAGUAUGAGCAAAUGGACAACUCCACCCAGAUAAAGGUCUACACGGACUUCAUCGAGGUCUUCCUCUCAAACAAGGCUGACGCAGGUUGUACUGCCGGCGUAGCGAACAGUGCUGAUUGGCUGUUGAAGAACUUUGGGCCGUUCUCAGCUGCUGCCUCCGUUGUGGACAUGCACAGACUUCAUGGCAGCUUCAACCUGAUGGAGGCCCUGCCGCGUCUGACUCUGCUGCAGCUGCUGGAGGCGUCUGUGACUCCCGGACUGCUGAGCAGUGCAGCCCAGGCCACAAGCCUCUUACAAUACGUACCAGACCACCUACUGGUCGAAUACUACACCAGACUGGCCCUCGGCGCACAGGACGUAUCAAUCCCUGCCCCGAUCCGCUCGGCGAUGCUGCAGAACGUGUUUGAUCGUGCCAACCUGUCUGAUUCGUCCGUGCCGGACGCUGACGUCCUUCUGUGGCUCAACGACCGCCUGGCAUUCCUGCUGCCGGACCUCGUGCCAAAUCAAGUGGCGCCCUAUUUUGACAUCAUCAGGCUGCGACAGUGUGGCACUAGCCAGCAGGCUGUGUCCCUCCUGAACAACACACUGUCCACCCUUCCUGAUGACACUCAGAGCCUAGUGCACAGCCACAUCAUCGGGCUACUCACAGAACCCUCCCCUCUGCGUUGCUAUGGAAAUGGCAGCUUCUAUUCCUUCCUGGAGACGACCUUCAUGGACUUCCAGUUCCCCAACCUCACCACCUUCCUGACACUAAUGCCAAGCAGCCGCAAAGUAGAGUUGAUGAACUCCAUCCCUCCAUCUCAGCUCGGGAGCUUCCUCAACAGAACCGGUGCCGUUGACGAUGACACCAAACUCUGCCAGAUCUUUGACGGCUACACCCAGACGACACAGUUCCUGGAAACGGAGAUUGUUCCGGAGGCGAUCCGGCCCUCCAUCCUGACAUGUGUGUGGCCCCUGGCCCUGGCUUCCUCCUCCGUGGCGGAGGCCGACCUCUGGUUCGACAGGAGCCUCACGCGUUACCUCCCCUACCUCAACAAAAACCUCAUCAGCUACUCCGCACUCCACAACACACACUGCCUGGCCUUCAGGAAGUUUGUCGCUGUAACCGGGAACCAUGACUACAGCUCAGCAGACUUCACGAUGAUGGACGUGUACUCAACCAUACACAGCUACCUCUCCGCAGACCUGAAGCCCAGAUGUUACAAUGCGUCUAUUCCUGCCCUGGCCUCCACUGCAUGGUUCGUUGAUUACAUCGGUGUCUUUAUCCAGUACACCUCACUGGAGGAUUUCAACACCUUUGGAGGCCAAAGUCUCCAAGUCUUCACCCCCAACCUGGCGAACCUGCAGCUCUUCAACCAGACUGCAGUGUCCUCCAAUGUAUCCAGCUUCUACGUGGAGCUGCUGUACCAGCAGAACGCUACCUUCCAUCCCAUCUAUCUCCCCCUGGUGUUCCGAUGCUCUGCCCCGGCCGUAGCGUUCUCCAGCAUGACCCUGGACGAGACCAUGGCCAUCAGUGCUGACCUCUACGAAAGCUGCGGACAGGUGGACCGGGACGUGUCUGCAGCCCUGAGCAGCAACGUGGAGACCAUCAGCCCCACCUGCAUCUCCAUGCUGGGCAACUCCAGCACGGGCUUCAGCACGGGUCAGCUGAGCGCAUCCAGCGCCACCGUCAUUUUCUCCUCCCUCUCCAUCCUCAGCACCGUGGUGGGGUGGAACCACGGCCAGGCCAUGACGCUCGUGCAGAAACUGAUCGCCUCUGGGAGCUUCACCAUCUCUUCGAGUAGUGCUCUUCUGCAGCUGGGUAGCCUGAUAUCAGGGGUGCCGUCCUCCACCAUCACCAGUAUCAGCUCCUCUGAGAUCCUCACUGCCGCCCAGUCCCCAGCGCUCAUCACCAACCUCGUCGCCGCACCCACCAUCGUCCAGCAGACCUUUGUCUCCCAAAUCAUCUCUGUAGACGCAUCGGUGGGCUCCAUUUUGACCAACGUGCCCAGUGAGUUGUCCACCCAGAUCCCAAGGAACUUCCUGCAGGGGCUCUCCCAGACCACAGACACGGUCGUCAAACUCAACCAGAAACAGUGGACCCAGAGCCAGGCUGUUCUGCUCUUCGAUACGGUUGCUGUUGGAAUGUCAAAUGCAAGCCAGAUCUCGUUCCAAGUGCUACAGGGCUUCACGUGUACACGUGUGACAACUCUGACCAAGAUCAAGGUCAAAAGUCUCAUCAAGGGCUGCCGGAGACGCAGGAGGCGCAAGCUCAAACUCAAGCAGACACAGUUGUCCUGCAUGUACUUCCAAAUGAGGAAUGAACCUGAUGCCUCAGACUACUCUCAGUGGCCUGCGGAUAUGCUGCUCUACUACGAUUACUCUCAGGUGACCAACUGUGUGAGUUACUUCACUGAGCUGGGCUUUGCUGACUUCAGUGUCCUCGGUCCCGUAUACCAAACCAAGAAAGCCCUUCUUCGCCAAAACGCUUUAACGUGUCUCGGCAUCACUGGUACCAGUCUCACUGCGGCGAACAUCAACAUUCUGGGCAACAUGAUCUGCUCAUUCGACGGCUCCUACAUCGCGAACUCUGACCCCUCCAUCCUGGAGACCCUGAAGGGCUGUGAUGACCUCACCGACUCCCAGAUCUCUGGCAUGGAGACUCUUCUCCUCACUGGCAACAGCACAUAUGGAGCUCCAUCAGAAUGGACCCGGCGAACUCUGGAGGAUUUGGUGCCGCUGCCAGUGUGGUUCACAUCCAACAUGUGGAGCGAGAUCCCAAAGAGAAGGGGUCGAAGUUUCUGGAAGAAGAACAGGAGGCAGCUGAGGAGGAAUGGCGUGCCCAGGCGGAGGAUCAGGAGAUCAUGGCGGGCGUUCAAACAAGCUCACCGGACCAAACGGGCCGCAACAACCGAGUGCACGGUGGGGGCUAUCACCCAGGUCCAAAUCAACGACGACACCUUCACCAUGGAUUACGACACCACACAGUUCGACGCCUGCCUGAGCCUCGAUGUCCUCAAGGGUAAUUUGGCAGAAAUUUCUGACUCAGCCGACGAAGAGAGCUACCACGAGAUCAUCCUGAGGAAGUUAAAUGAGGCCUACCCAGAAGGUCUCUCUGAUGACACGGUGCAGAUGCUGGGACCGACGUCCAGAGCGGCGAGCGUUGAUGACAUCAGCAAAUGGAAUAUUACCAAAAUCGACACUCUGUCCCUGUUGAUGAAGUCAUCGGACGGCGAGUGGUCAGCCAAUCAGACGGUGGCCAUCAUGUCUAAGUACCUGGCAGCAGGUAACAGCAUGGACAGCUCUGCUCUGAAUGCAGUGGGAGGCUCCGGGCUCUGUAGUCUGGACGCCAGCGUACUGGAAGGCAUCACCUCCGACAACCUCAAGCAGGCGGACGCCCUGAACGUCACCAGUUGCAGCCUGGACAAGAAGAAGAGUCUGUUCCCCAUCGCCCAGGCAGCCUUCAUCAGCCAGAGUGUCACCAAGAGGUCCACCGCCACCGUCACCGCCACACAGUACCAACUCAUAGAGCCCUACACAGGUGGCGCCACAGAGUCCUUUGUGCGAACGCUGGUCGACUCCAACGUCGAUAUGGACAUCGACACUUUCCUCGAUCUCGACCAGAGUGUCAUUCAGACCCUGAGCGUGUCAGACGUGAGCAGUCUACUGGGCAGCACCAACGUGAAUGACCUGGCCACCUACUCUGACAACGCCGUCGUCAAGGACUGGAUCAGCCGCCAGUACCAGUCCGAUCUGGACACCCUAAGCCUGGGCCUGACCGGGGGACGCGCCACCCCUAGCACCCAGGCCACCACCACCACUACUACUACUACUACCACUACUGCCAAUGUGGAUGGGAAUGCGGAUGCCAGCACUGCUGCCACUACUACUGCUGCUACUGGGACAGCUACCACGGGGAGUGGAGGAACGAAUGUGAAGCCUGCCCAUGGUCUACACUGCCUCCUGCUGGCCAUAGUGACAACUGCACUUUACCUGCUCCGCUGAUGAAGAGUAUAUACAAGGGAACGCACUGAAGAGAUUCGGAGCCAGUUUACAGCCAUAUUUAUCAAUAUUUUAUUUUUACACCAUAUACUGGUACGCUAAAUGUAUGUAUGAAGGGUAUGAAAUAGAUAUAAUCUAUCAUGUAAAAACAUUUUAAUUAAUUUAAAUCCCGAACCUGACUUAACUGUGUACUACUUACAAAUGUAUGUUUUUUUUUGUUGCCAUUUUUGAUUUCAUGAUUCAUAGAGGGCCCAGCUAUUUGGAGGAACAGUACAAAUUGUCCAUGUUGGCAUUUUGUAAUUUUUGAUCACACAGUUUAAGGGGAAAUUCUGACCAAUUUCAACAUACUGUUGUUAUUGCUCUUGCUACCUUUGACAUGUCAGUACGAGAAGACUGAAGGGUUUUUUUUCGCUCCUUAGCGGGAUCCUGGCCAGCGAACUGAGUGGAUAGUUUGUUCACACAAUGUAGGGCACAGACAAGUAAAAGAUAGCGUGAGCGAUACAAUUCAGUUUUGAAAUUGGUCAGAAUUUCACCUUUGAUUGAAAAUUAUUUUUAUACAGUAUGUCCUGUUUACUGACCUAUUACCAUUUUACUUUUAAUGCUAAAUGAAGGAAACAAGAGAGAAUCCAUGUAUAUACUGUUGUAGAGCUAUUACAUUUGCAACGACCCAUUUUGGAUUAAUGCUAAGCCCAGUUAAUGACAA